GUAGUUUCAUACAGAAUAUGUCUUUCACAUUUCUCAGUCCAGAAGACUAUUCUUAUAGUAUCAGCAGCUCCUGGUUCCAGGAACUUGACAAUGGUUUCAACAGAAAGCGUGGAGAUGAUGAGGAUUCCAGGGGCGGAGGUGAUGGAAAUGGGUUGUUAAAUGAAGAAGCAUUGAGGAAGAGUGGAUACGGAGAUAUUCUUGCCUCCUUGUUGUUACUAGAAGAAGAGGCAAAGCAAGAGGAAGAUGAAUGGAUAGCUGAAUCCCAACAACACAAAGCCUUGUUUGAAUCCAAUCACAAAAGAAAACUUGAAGCAAUGAAUGAAUACUACAAUCAGCUUCAACACCAUUAUCUUCAAGUUGAUCAGUUGGAUAGUUCAACUGUAAAACGAUCCCGAAAAUCAGCUUCUGCUUUGGCUAUGGCUAUGGCGUCCACUGUUGCAGCGGAUGGCAAUGAGAAUGUCAAAGGGGGUCAGCAGAGGAGGUUGUGGGUGAAGGAUCGAUCCAAGGACUGGUGGGAUUGUUGCAACCACCCCGAUUUUCCUGAGGAAGAGUUCCGAAAGGAGUUUCGGAUGAGCAAAGCUACGUUUGGAAUGGUAUGCCGGGAGUUGGAGCCAGCGGUGAUGAAGAAGAACACUUUGUUGAGGGAUGCAAUCCCGGUUCGACAACGGGUGGCUGUUUGCAUAUGGAGAUUGGCUACAGGGGAGCCCCUUAGGUUGGUUUCCAAACGCUUUGGACUGGGGAUUUCAACUUGUCAUAAGCUGGUGUUGGAGGUAUGUUCUGCCAUAAGAACUGUUUUGAUGCCCAAGUUUCUUCAAUGGCCUGAUGAGAAUAAAAUGAAAGACACUAAACAAGCAUUCCAGUCCAUAUCAGGGAUUCCUAACAUAGGUGGUUCUUUAUACACAACUCAUGUGCCGAUCAUGGCACCGAAGGAGAACAUGGGGGCUUAUUUCAACCGGAGGCAUACAGAGAGGAAUCAGAAGACUUGUUAUUCAAUCACAGUCCAAGGUGUAGUUGACCAAAAAGGGGUUUUUACAGAUGUUUGUAUUGGAUGGCCUGGUUCGAUGGCUGAUGAUAAGGUGCUGGAGAAGUCUGCUUUGUUCCAAAGGGUUAACAAGGGGGAUUUAAGGGAUGUUUGGAUUGUGGGAAAUUCUGGGUACCCUUUGAUGGAUUGUGUUUUGGUUCCUUAUACGCACCACAAUUUGACUUGGGCACAACAUGGAUUCAAUGAAAAACUGGGUGAGAUUCAAAACGUUGCAAAGGAGGCAUUUGGGAGAUUAAAAGGGAGGUGGUCUUGCUUGCAAAAGAGGAUUGAGGUGAAGCUCCAGGAGUUGCCAAUGCUGCUUGGAGCUUGCUGUGUAUUGCAUAACAUUUGUGAGAUGAACAAUGAGGAGAUGGCCCCUCAGCUACAGUUUGAUCUGUUCGACGACGAGGUUGUACUUGAGAAUAACUUGAGGCCCGCCAAUGCUGUGCAUGCCAGGGAUCACAUUGCUCACAAUCUGUUACACCAUGGACUUGGUGGCAGUAGUUUCCUCUAGUGUUGUUAAGAAAU
Hibiscus syriacus is the source of this 1549-nucleotide messenger RNA. Its product is annotated as protein ALP1-like. The transcript has a single exon. Lineage: Eukaryota; Viridiplantae; Streptophyta; Magnoliopsida; Malvales; Malvaceae. The coding region runs from base 18 to 1535 and encodes 505 amino acids. The record is from RefSeq and is a predicted model, not a curated record.